AAAGUCCGGUAUUACGGAGUUCUUUGGCAGAUGAAGUUUGACCUGUUUGUGUUCAGCGUUACACAUUAAGUUUGAUAUCGGGAGCUGUCAGGGAGAAUUUCCAGAUAUGUGCAGAGCGAACCUGCAAAUAUACCUGCGGGGAUGGAUCCUGUUAAACGACAAGUUCUGACCAUCAGACACUUGACAGACGAGCUGUCCCUGGACAAGACGAAUUCAAGACCAACUGUUGGAUUCAUUGGAUUUGCUGACUGACUGAUUUAGCUGUACACACUGAAGCAGGAUUUAGAAGGCUGUUAUCGAGAUCAAAUGGAUACUUCAUCAUCAUCAGAAAACUGGUUCAAGAGAAGGCAGGGGUCAGCAAAGACAGAGAAUAAGCAUGGCGGUGGACCGAAGGGACAUGGUACUAGUGGUGUUCAACAGCCAAGAGGAAGCAAAAGUCACCAAACAGACAUGGCCAGAAAGAGACACACACCUGAGAGUAGUGAAAAGCAUUUACAGCAUAGAUCUGAGCCUGCUUCCAGUGACAGAAGGAUGAACAGGAGAUCAGUGGACACACCCAGAAGAGGUUAUAGGGCAACUAGACCUUCUACAUCUUCGCGUGAGAGACCCAGAUCAGCAGUUACGAGUAGUAGCAGCAGCAGCGCAUUUGAAGUGAAGCUGUCGGAUUUUCCCGAGCUUUCCAGUGAAGUUACCUCCAGCAACCCAAAACCUGCCUUUACCCAAAAAACCCGGUCAUGCUGGGGUUCAAGCACCUCACCAGCCCUUCAGGAUUCAACAGGAGACCAAAAUACCUUCCAGAACACGGAUACACCAACACCAGGAAAGAAAGGACCAAAACAAAAAUCAAACCAGCAAGUCACUGCAACAGAAAAGAGUCAUAGUGAAUUAACUGUAACACAAGGUCAGGACACUGGCCUUAGUUCACCCCAUUCUUAUGGAUCACCAGCAACAUCCUGGGCCAACAUUGCCUCUCAGCCUCCUAAAGUCGUCCAAAAAGGUUCUGCCACACAUGAUACCUCUCAGGUGGAAAAGUCUCAACGCACUGACCAAAUUACUGAAAAAAAGAAGAGGAAGAAAAAGAAGAAAUCUAAAGCAGCAUCUGAGGAAAUGGAGCACCAGACAGACAGUGUUGUACCGAUGGUGGUUGCACAGCAAGAGCCUCCCAAGUUUGAGGAUGAAGAGGAGUUCCCAGACCUUUCCUUUGCUUUUGUAAAUAUUCAGAAAGGGCCGAGGCACACAACACAAGCAGUUCAGGAUAAUGGAUCAAUAUCUGAGAAAGUGGGUACAUCUGUGCAACCAGAGAGUUCAAAUAAGAGUAAAGCCACUGCUGGGAAGCCCACCCCCACUGAUUCUAAGAAAGCACAGCAGGCAAGUCAGAAGAAGAGCAAAGCUCUUGUGCAGCUUGACCUUGGAAACAUGCUGGCAGUUCUGGAGCAGAAGCAGCAGUCUCAGAAAUCUAAACAGGAUGUUAAACCAAUAACCCUCUCAGUUGGAGGAGCACUACCAGUUGUUCAUAAAGAACCAGCAGCUCAAAAGAAGCAUCCUUGGCAGCAAGAGAGGAUUGCUCACAACCCCCUGGAUUCUACAUGCCCUCUAGUGAAAAAGGGGAAACAGCGAGAGGUCCCUAAAGCCAAAAAACCAACACCCCUUAAAAGAGUUAUUCUGAAAGAGAGGGAAGAAAGAAAGCAGAACCGCUUGCUAGAGGAGAGAGACCCAGCCAAAAUAGUGGAUGAAUCCAGUCCAGCUGAAUCACAUUCCAACGAGCAUCCAGAUGAGACCAGUUCAGUGGAACCACAGGAACUUACAAGCGAUCUCACUGGACAUGUUGAUGCUGAGGAGGAGCCAGACCAAACAAGCCCACAGGUCAUCAGCACAGAAGAAGAAACUGCUGCAGAAGAAAAUGCACCUUUGAAAAUCUGUAAUCCAGAUACCAGCCUCGAUCGACCUAAAAUCCACAGCAGAAAAUUCAGAGAAUACUGCAGCCAGAUGCUGAGUAAAGACGUAGAUGAAUGUGUGACCACUCUGCUCAAGGAACUGGUGAGGUUCCAGGAUCGGCUGUACCAGAAGGACCCCAUGAAGGCCAGGAUGAAGAGACGGCUGGUUAUGGGACUCAGAGAGGUUCUAAAACACCUGAAGCUCAGGAAAGUCAAAUGCGUCAUCAUUUCUCCGAACUGUGAGCGCGUACAAUCUAAAGGUGGUCUAGAUGAGGCUCUUCACACCAUCAUCGAUACGUGCCGGGAGCAAGGUGUUCCCUUCGUCUUUGCCCUGUCGAGGAAGUCUUUAGGACGCUGUGUGAACAAAGCUGUUCCUGUGAGCCUGGUUGGCAUCUUCAACUAUGAUGGAGCACAGGAUCAUUACCACAAAAUGAUUGAGCUCACAUCUCAGGCCAGGAAAGCCUAUGAGGUUAUGAUUUCUAGUCUGGAGGUACCGUCUGAGGAACAGCAGGAAGAAGAGAAUGAUGCACUACAGAACGCAAUAGAGUCUACAGAGUCAAUACCAGAGCCACCGGCAGCAGAGGAGCCUGAGUACAUAAAAAUCUGGAAGAAAAUGCUGGAAAAGGACUACAAUCACAAGUUUUUGGCUUUCGAGGAGCAGUUUUCAUCAGUCGCCAUCAGCACAGCUGCAGACACACUGCCAGACGACCAUGAAGGAAGUUGAUCAUUUACAAGUAGCAUAACUGACUAGCUUACAAACUAGCUUUUGUAAAGAUUCCACAAUGAUGGAUUGUGGAUUUCUUCAUGUAUUUAAAUAAUUGUUCAUAUUUUUAUGAAUGUAAAUGUUUACCAAUUUGCACUUGCAACCCUGUAAUAUGUGACUUUAUCAGAUGAAAUAUAAUGUAGAACUGUAGAGUCUCAUUACAGUUGUUCAGUACUGACUGAGACUUAUAACCUGAUUUUUCAUUUUUAUUUUAUUAUUACUUUUUUUUUUUUUUAGAUCUCAACUCUGUGAAUGAAUUAUAAAGGGGUUUAAGGGGUCAUACAACACUAAUCAUAUAAGCAGUGUUGAAACCUGUCAGUCUGUGUUGUCUUACACUACCCUUAACAUUAGAAAAGAGCUUGAGCAGCAGAUUUAUUUGAAUAAUGAACUAUUCAGUUAUUAAUAAUGGAAAUAUAAGUAAAUAUUUUUUUGACUGGUCUAAGAAUGAUUAUAUAAUUUGAAUAAAAAAAUAUAACUGAUCACCACAA
This is a messenger RNA of Astyanax mexicanus (Mexican tetra), 3185 nucleotides long. Its product is annotated as selenocysteine insertion sequence-binding protein 2. Gene Ontology annotation, cellular component: ribonucleoprotein complex. Gene Ontology annotation, biological process: selenocysteine incorporation. Lineage: Eukaryota; Metazoa; Chordata; Actinopteri; Characiformes; Acestrorhamphidae. Bases 307 to 2658 code for a protein of 783 amino acids. The record is from RefSeq and is a predicted model, not a curated record. The transcript is spliced from 18 exons. Gene Ontology annotation, molecular function: selenocysteine insertion sequence binding; ribonucleoprotein complex binding; mRNA 3'-UTR binding.